AUGCCAAACGCAUGGAGCUUAAUUGGUCAGGUGGAAGCUCAGGUUAACGAUGAUGACACCGUCAAUUUCUAUUUCAAAAAGGAGCAUCAUCUGAUGACUGUUUUAGAAGGAGGCCCAUACAAAUACAUAGGAUGGAUGAUUGUUUUGGAUCGAUGGAGUAACAUGAGGUAUCCUUCCUUUCUCCGAUAUAUUCCAUUUUGGAUCAAGAUUAAUAAGCUUCACGCCAUGUAUCAGAAAAUAGGUAUUGUCAAUAGUAUCGGCUCUAAACUUGGACACGUAGAUGAAGUUCUUAUCACCGAGCAGAUAAAAACCCAUCUUCCUGAAGUCUGGGUUAAAGUCGACUUUGAUGUUGACUCUACCAUCACUCUGGCUCGAAGUGUUGAAAUCAUGCCCAAUACACCACCAGUGGAGCUAGAGUUCAAAAACACGGGUCUUCAAAAAUUAUGUACUACAUGUGGUAGUUUUAAGCAUGGGUAUGAAGUUUGUCCAAAAGGUUUAUCUCUGCCCCCACAAAUUGGCUAG
Eutrema salsugineum is the source of this 522-nucleotide messenger RNA. RefSeq lists its product as uncharacterized. Bases 1 to 522 code for a protein of 173 amino acids. NCBI's taxonomy places the organism in Eukaryota, Viridiplantae, Streptophyta, Magnoliopsida, Brassicales, Brassicaceae. The transcript has a single exon. The record is from RefSeq and is a predicted model, not a curated record.